CUACGUGAUGCGUCACUGCGCUUACGUGAAGUCGUGAUGCCAGUCUCGCGUGAUGAGACGGGAUUUGGCGUCGGGAUUUUCCGCAAGAGAGGCGGCCAGGAGCUUGCAGUUACCAGCUUUGUGGUAGGUGUAACACUGACACUAGAACUGCUUCAGGAAUAAAAGUUAUAUUGCUCACGUUUUAAAGCGAAAUGGAAGUCAUGAAAACAUUUAAUGAGUUGGACUGUGAUCGUUGCAAUUUUCAUGGCACUGAUUAUGAGAGUGUGCAGAUUCAUAAGGGCACUAUACAUCCAGAAUUCUGUGAUGAAAUGGAUACUGCUGGUUUGGGAAAGCUAGUGUUUUAUCAGAAAAGUGCAAGACUGUUUCAUUGUCACAGAUGCUUUUUCACCAGCAAGAUAUUUAGCAAUGUUUAUUAUCAUAUUGUAGCUCGUCAUGGAACUUCUGAAAAAUGGGGCAGUGAAAAGAAGCUUAUAUUAGAGGCAAAGUCUGAGCCAGAUUCUGUAGUUAUUUCUGAGAAAAAUUCUGAAAAUGGCACAAGCGAAGAUGAGAAAUCUGUAGAUGAUCAAGAGCAGAAGGACAAAUUAAGUGAAGCUGAAAAACCAGAUGAAAACGAUACCCUUUCUUCUUGGCCAGAAAAACCGCCAAAGGAAGAAAGUCAGGAGAGUUCUGAUAGUGAAUCUAAAAGCAGCAUUGUGGAAAAAUCAACUCCACAAUCCCCAGAAGCAAAAGAGAAGGAAUCAAGUAGUGAUCCGGAUUUGGAGUCUGAGUCCAAUAGCAGCAGUAGUAAACUCAGCAAAACAAACUCUAUUCCUGCGAGACAUGAAUUCUCUGACAAUGAGGCUGCAUCUUCACAUUCAAAAGACAUCCCAGAGUUCUCAGAUGAUGAUGAGCCUGAUGAUGAAACACCUGCUUUACCUGAUAGCCUUCCUCAUUUUUCUGAAGACGAAGAAACAGUAACACAAUCUAAAGGUUUGGAAGAGUCCUCGGAUGAGGAUGAGGAGCCUGAUCAGUCAAGGGGAAUUGAGGAUAUUUCUGAAGAUGAGGAGAUGCCAGUGGUGGACAAAGGCAUAGAGAAUGUAUCCGAGGAUGAAGCUCCAGUGCAAUCAAAGGAAGUAGCAGAGUCCUCGGAGGAAGAGGAAGUUCCUGUUCCAGCUCAAGAAACAAUGGAUUUUUCUGAAGAGGAUGAUACACCAGCUCUGUCCAAAGAUGUAUUGGAAUUUUCAGAAGACGAAGAGCCAACCAGUAUACCUAAAAACAUGACAGAAUUGUCAGAAGAAGAGGAUGAGUCUGCAGUUGCAGCAAAAAAUUUAAUGGGGUUUACAGAAGAAGAGGAGACAGCAAAUGUAUCAAAAAACAUUAUGGAGUUUUCAGAGGAGGAGGAUACACCAUCACUGUCUAAAGACAUUAUGGAGUUCUCAGAAGAAGAAGAUACUCCAGCAAUGCCCAAGAGCAUUAUGGAAUUUUCUGAAGAGGAGGACAGUUCUCCUCCGUCAAAAGACAUGCCCAAAUAUUUAGAAGGUAAUUUAACUCCAACUCAGUUAAAAGACCCACUAGAUGAUGCUCAGGAAGGGAAUAGCUCUGCAAUGAAGAAACCAUCAGCAUUAUUAGAAGAUGAAGAAACUCCUGAUGAAUCAAAGUUAAAGGAAACACCAUCCAGUUCAAAGCAGGAAGGGACUCCAACACACACAACAGGAGGCUUUCCAUUUUCAGAAGAUGAGGGAGCAUCAUCAUGGUCUAAAGAGUUAGUAGAGACACCAGAAACUGGUGACAUUUCUGCAAAUGCUCCAGAUAUGCCUGAUACUUCUGAUGAUAAAGAUGGAUUUAUCAGAGAUGAGGAAAUAAUGAAGCAUGUUAGGCGGGCAAAAGGAAAGUUUUAUUGCAUGUUAUGUGAGUGUCGUCCACUUAAAAAGGGACCUGUGUUGCACCAUCUUAUUACUAGACAUAACAUGCCCAGCCCGUUUAUUUGUAAAACAUGUGGAAAAACAUUUGUUAUGGAGACACAUCUUAAAAACCAUCUGGCGUCGCAUACCAAAGGUUUGUAUAAAUGUCUCCGUUGUAAUUUUCAGACCGAUCAUCCACGAGGAUUUAAAAAACAUCAAACUCAUUGCCAGAGAUGCCACAAAGAUGAGACAGAGCAGCCAGUUUUGGACUUACAACAGAGUAAAGAGGAAAACUAAUGGGAUUCUUGGCAUGGUGAGAUUUCGUGGGGGGUGGAAAAUCUUAUUCUGUUAAUGUUAGCCUCCUACCGGUGAAUUUGGUUAUGUAUUUUAUUAAAGGAGAAUGUUUUUUUUA
This is a messenger RNA of Xenopus tropicalis (tropical clawed frog), 2292 nucleotides long. It is a transcript of the gene champ1, whose product is annotated as chromosome alignment maintaining phosphoprotein 1. The record is from RefSeq and is a predicted model, not a curated record. Lineage: Eukaryota; Metazoa; Chordata; Amphibia; Anura; Pipidae. Gene Ontology annotation, cellular component: nucleus. The coding region runs from base 192 to 2177 and encodes 661 amino acids. The transcript has 2 exons. Gene Ontology annotation, biological process: attachment of mitotic spindle microtubules to kinetochore.